Talaromyces atroroseus is the source of this 1428-nucleotide messenger RNA. RefSeq lists its product as hypothetical. Bases 1 to 1428 code for a protein of 475 amino acids. The record is from RefSeq and is a predicted model, not a curated record. Lineage: Eukaryota; Fungi; Ascomycota; Eurotiomycetes; Eurotiales; Trichocomaceae. The transcript is spliced from 5 exons.
AUGUCGCUCAGAACCUAUUUGUUGGUGCCUCUUGUGGCUCUCCUAGCCACUCAGACGCUUGCUCACGGUGGCCAUGACGAGGUCCCCGAAGGCGAGGCUAUUUCUACAGAACCGAUAAUUACUCGAUCGCGAUGGCAUGUCCCCGUCCAGGUUGUCGCAACCGUCAUAGCCGUGCUUGCAUAUUUUAUGGGCCAUGCUCAUAAAGGACGCCAAUUUGCGACGAAUGUUCAUGCGAAAUUUGCCAAUGUCUUGAUGCUCCUGUUGAUUAUUCAAGUCGCACUUGGUGUUUACUUGAAACUUCAUCUCGAAAGGGGCUUCCAAGGUCGAAUUCGCCGGUAUUUCGUGAUCGGGCAUGGCGUGGUGGGCAAAGCGAUGCCUAUUGUCAGCUGGGUGCAAAUCUUGUUUGGUGGCAUUGCAUCAAUGGGCUUCUGUCGCGAUGACCAUCUCGGUCAGUGUCUUGCACAUUUCAUUAUGGGAAGUGCCUUUAUUGCCUAUGGUAUCGUGAUGACAAUCUUGCUUCUUGUGGGACAGUUCUGGCUUCGCCGCACUGGCCGAAGUCAGGAAUUUUUCGACUCGCUUAUCAUUGCUAUUUGGGGCUGUAUCAACACAUUCACCGAGCAUCGAUGGGGCACUGCAUGGGUCCACAACGAUCUGCAGCACACUUCCAUGGGUAUUGUUUGGUGGUGUGCUGGGUUGUUGGGUAUGUGGCUAAGUCGCAAGAGGAAUGGACGUCCCAAGCGCAACCUUGUUCCGGCAAUUGUCAUUCUGUUGACGGGAUAUGCCAUGUCGGCCCAUCCCCAAACCCUACCUUUGAGUACCAUGGUCCAUACAGUGUUUGGAUAUACGCUCAUGGCGGCUGGUCUGACUCGUAUUGUUGAGAUCUCUUUCGUCCUCAAGGACCGAUCGACUCUCAGCGCUGAUGGGUCGGAUCCUCACAGCUUCCAAUAUCUUCCCCCAUUUCUUCUAUAUGCUUCCGGCUUCUUGUUCAUGGGCGCCACCGAAGAGCAGAUGCAGCUUCUCAGCGAUGCUGGCGUUACCCAUGUUUCUUACAUCUUGAUUCUAUACAGCGUCGCAUUUAUUCUUUUCCUCUUCGUAAACAUCCUCCUUCACAUCUAUGCAGUCCAGGCGUUCCCCGAGUCAACCAGCAGCACUCAUGGUCAAUUCAUGCCCAAGCUCCGUCGCGAAGAUUCAUCAUCAUCAUACACAGUAGUCAACGACGGAUUCGCCAAUUCCAGCGGCAGCGGCAUGAACGGCCAUGCUCGUUCACGCUCAGAAGCACAGCGCAUCCAAGACGCCGAAGCCUUCGAAUUGCAAGGACUCAUUUCGGAAGAUGAGGUCGAGAACAACUCGAAUCAUUCUCUUCGCAAGGAAACUGCUGAUGAUGACGAGGAGGGCGAUCUUGCUGUUUCCAGUACAGAAGAUAUCUAG